Schistocerca serialis cubense is the source of this 4265-nucleotide messenger RNA. RefSeq lists its product as uncharacterized. The record is from RefSeq and is a predicted model, not a curated record. The transcript has 5 exons. Lineage: Eukaryota; Metazoa; Arthropoda; Insecta; Orthoptera; Acrididae. Bases 382 to 1062 code for a protein of 226 amino acids.
GCAGCGUGUGCGUUCACGUGUACACUGUGCGCGCUACGUCUGCGAGGAAUCCGUUUCCGACUGCCAGCAGAAAAUAUCAAGUGUGCGUCGGCGGUUAUACGGUGCUGGGAACUCAACGCCAGCAAAGUGUGUGGCAGCUUCGGUCGUAACGGGUAUUGUGCGUGCCUGGUGAUUCGCAUGAACGGUAGAAACACCAACUGCCUUUCGCAGCCGAAAUCGGAGGUGUUUCGUCUUUGUCUUACAGUCCGGAGCGUGUGAAACAUUCCAGUUGUUGCCUGCGAACUUGGACGGAAAGGGCGAUAUCCCUGUAGGACAUUUGUGAGGGCGUGUGGCGUGUUGUCGCAAUGCUGGGCGACUGAUUUCGCGUGGCGCGGCCUGGCCAUGGAGCUGUUCCGGCGGGGCGCCAUCUUCGCGACGUUCUUCGGCUCGUGCCUGGCGAUCGCGCUGCUGGUGGCGGCCCUGGGCACCAAGUUCUGGGUGGUGGCGCGCGCGCGCCGCAUCCCCAACCCGCACGAGUCGGACGGCCGCGUCCACUUCGGUCUCUUCGACGGCAAGAAGGAGCUCAACGUCGCCUACGGAUGGCGCACCUACGAGAUCGACAUCGUGUCGGAGAUGCGUCCGCCGCGGCAGCUGCUGACGUGGGGCCUGUGGCUGGCCACGGUGGCGUCGGUGGGCUGCGGCUUGCUGUUCGCCGCGCUCGCCGCCCUCUUCGCCGUCGUCAACACGGCGGCCACGCCGCCGGGGCCCAUCACCGCCGUGCCGGGACUCUACCUCUGGAACUCCGUCGCCAUGUUGUUUGACCUGGCAGCUAUCAGUCUGUGGACUGUCCAAUACUAUCAGAAACUUCAGGACAAUGUGAUGAGCAUCGAAGAUCUGGACAACAUGUGGACGUCAGCUGGCAUGGCACAUCUAGGUUAUUCUUUCUGGUUUGUUGUUGGAGGUGCCAUAGUACAUGCUCUUAAUAUGGUGGCAAUCUACGUGGGCACUCGCCGCUCAAGGCAUAAGGAUGUUCCCCAGCCUAUGAUGGAAAUGAAGAACAGUGGUGCAAUAAUGUUGUACUGAAUUUGUUUUGAAAUUCUUCAGGAAUUUUGUUACCGGAUACAUCUGAAGUGUUUUAAUAUUUUUCAUUACUUCAGUGGAAACUGCGCAGGAUACAUGUGACACAAACAGAAUGGAAAUCUGUGAAACUACGGUGAAGAUUUGACCAUUACUUAGUGUUUUGUGAUUAAAUAGUUUACGGAUGAACAAUGGAGAAAAUGUAAAUACAAGUUUGCAAUGAGACUGAGCAAGAGUGUGAUGAACUAUAGUAGACAUGAACUUUUUACAUUUUUGUGGACAUAGAGGCAACAGAAACAUCUUUAUGAGACAUUACUGCUAAUUCUUGUUUAUAGUAUUAAACAUAAUAAUUAUUUUACAAAAUUGCUGAAUCAGUAUUGCAAUUCUGAGAAUUCCCUAUUAAGAAGUAGGAAGUAUUGUAUAGUAACAAGUGGAAUAUAUUUUUAGAAAGACCAAAGUAAUUUUGUAUAGUGGAACAUCGAAUUAGAAUACUUUCACGAUUUAUAAAUAAUAAAGCUGUUCUUAUUUUGUAUACCUGAAUCCACAUUCAUUUUUUCAGGAAGAGAAGACUUUAGGUCUCUUCAUGAACAAGCGAUAUGUAAGACGUCUUUUAAGUCAAGUAGACAAACAAAGGUUCUCCUUCCUGAUUGUACCUCUGGGAUAUGAUAAAUCAAUAAAUAGUACUAUUUCACAUCCCAGACACACUAAGAAACUUUUGCAUAAUUUUUAUAAGUUUCUGUGAAGUGUUCCAAUUCUCAGUGCCUUGCCAUAUAUUAGCUUAUAUUUAAUAUCUCCCUAACACUUUCUCUCCUCCUUAUUGCAACUCUCUUCAUGGACACAUUUAUAAUUAAUCUUCUUAUGUGUUGGUGUAUUGUGUGCAAUCCGUACUACAUUGCAUUUUUUAUCCAUUAUUUACAUUUUCACAUGCAUUUUUCCAUCCCCAAUUUCUCUUGUUAUUGCAUCAUUUCUUACUUCUGUCUGUCAUAUGUCUUACUUACUUUUUAGUCACUGCUGUCUGAUUAAAUCACAGUAUUUUCCUUCACUCUGAUAUCAUCUCUCAUUUGUCAUUAAACUGUAUCAUGUAUUGUUAUUUUUAUUUGGCAUUCAGCAUACAGUAAAACACUGUGUUAAAGUUUCUUUGUUGUGUGCUAAAUAAAUAUUGCAGUUGAUUUAACAGCUUCUACCACAGAAAAACCCAUAAAAUGGACAAUAUUAAAAUGGAUCCCACAUCUUGUGAUUACCUUAACAGAUUUUCUAUCAUUUAACUAAUGUCUAUAAGUGAUUUCUUUCCUGUUGUACCAUUUUCCUGUUGUAGUGGGACACUCUUACUUUUGGUGCAACAGUGAACAUUAGUGUGGUCAUGUGGUUUAUGUAUAAGUGUAACAGCGGCCUGGAGUAAAUUCAGUGCUUUAAAAUAAAUAAAAAAUAAAAAUGUAUACAUUCCAAAUACUUUGUUGCAAGUUACGGCAGUCGCGUAAGGAUCUAAGAAAGUAGUGACAAAGUUUUAGUUGCCAAAUGUUCUGAUGUAAUACAUCCUCUCCAAUAACACAAUUAUAUGUAGCAGAAUAAAUUUUGCGAGGGACUGCUGUGCUUAUGACUGGCUUCAAGAAAUUAACAGAGACUUGAUAAACAGACCAUCGAAUCAGAAGGUUUGCAGUGGCUGUGAAGCACAUUUAUUUUGCUCCCUUCCUCUUUUAAAGUGCUGAUGCAAAGGUUAAAAGAAAGGAAGAAAUAAUUUAAAAUAUGUAAAUGAUAGAAAAUUAUUUAGAAAGAUAAUCAAAUUGCAUUUUUACAGAUUAGUAAUUCACAAGAAGUUGACUGAAUACAAAAGUAAAUAGUAAAAGCAUAUGGAAAAAAAUAAUAAAUAAAUAAAUAAAAAAGAGAAAAUGGAAUGAGGCAUACAAUUGUGUAUUCAAGUCAUCACAUUCCAGCAUUAGGUGAACUUAUUACAGUCUUAUUUCAUGAAGAGUGUCCUUCAGUACAGAUUAUCAUAGUACAUGAUACAUUACUUUUUUUUUAUUUAUUCUGAAGAUUUCCCAUAAAUUUUGUUCUGGGCAUGUCUUAUGGACUAUCACUGUAAUAUAAUAAAUUAUUACAUGUGAUUUUUACCAAGACUUUCAUUUGUCUUCACGACACAUUGCUCCCAACUCACCUUAUAAUAUUAAUGUAUUAUGACAUGUGGAGAUGGAAAUAAUAAAAGUACAGAAAUAAGAUUGGUUGGUUGGUUGGUUUGGGGAAAGAGAUCAGACAGCGAGGUCAUCGGUCUCAUCGGAUUAGGGAAGGACCGGGAAGGAAGUCGGCCGCGCCCUUUGAAAGGAACCAUCCCGGCAUUUGCCUGGAGCGAUUUAGGGAAAUCACGGAAAACCUAAAUCAGGGUGGCCGGACGCGGGAUUGAACCGUCGUCCUCCCGAAUGCGAGUCCAGUGUCUAACCACUGCGCCACCUCGCUCGGUACAGAAAUAAGAAACUGGACUUCAGCACAGAAGUAUAUAUGGUAGUUGAGAGGGUGAAGAACUUCUAAUCAAGUUCAAAUGUAUCAUCUGUUACAGUGACAUGUACAUUAAAUUCACCACAUCACUCACAAAUCUCAGGGCCAAUGGGAGCAAACAGUCUUCUACUCCUGAAACAGAUGACACGUGACACAGGAAAAUGAGUUUUGAAAUUGGCAUCAUUUUAAUAAAUCAAAAGUUAAAGAAAUACUACACUAAGACAGUCGUAAGACUACUCCCUAUUAACACCUAAAUAUAGAAACAAAUGAGAAUGUUGGACGUUUGCAAGCUGCUGUUGAAUGAAGUGUUUUACGUAGUACUGGCAAAAAGAGAGAGAGAUGGAGAUACCACAAAUGCAGUAUACGCCAAGACAGGAGAUGUGCCAUCUCCUGGCUCUUUUCCCUGUGAAUAUACUUGAAAAAAGGACUUAAAAUUUUUUCCGUAAUAUGUGAAAAGCAUUGACAUAUUUUGAUGUGAAGUUCAUCAAGUGAAAGGAAUAAAGGCAAAAAGCACAAUUUAUUAUCUGCAUAGACAGUGACUAAAGAAGACUGUUAAUUUUCUCUUAUAAAAGAAAAGACAUUGUACCUUUUUGAGUUGUACUGCUGACUUAGCAAGAUGCACUCUUCCUACAUUCCACAUUAAGAGGUCUGUAAUAAGUGUAAUAAUUGUUAACAUAUAUAAACUGUUUCCAGAAUACAAAAUGUUAUUUGUUGCUAUUGAA